AUGUUCGCGGCACCAGGGACAGCAGCUGGGAGACCUUACACCUGCAGCGAGUGCGGCAAGAGCUUCCGCUACAGUUCUGUUCUCCUGCGGCACGAGCGUACCUGCCAUGGUGGUGAGAGUCGCUUCCGAUGCCUCGAAUGUGGUGAGCGCUGUGUGAAAGCAGCAGAUCUCCGGGAGCACAGGCGCGCCCACGCUGGAGAAACACUGUACAUCUGCAGCGAGUGUGGCCAAAGCUUUCACCACAGCGGCCGUCUAGACUUGCACCAGGGCGCACACCGACGGCGUAGCCGCGCUUGCCCCUGCAGAGUUUGUGGCCGCCGCUUCCCACACCUCCCAGCGUUGCUGCUACAUCGGCGCCUCUGGCACCCUCCUGAGAGGUCCCGACGCUGCCCUCUGUGUGCUCGCACCUUCCGCCAGAGCGCCCUGCGAUUCCAUCAGGAGCGGGCACAUCCGCUGGGGGCAUCUGCCGCACCCACCAACCAGCCACACACCUGUGCAUUGUGUCCACGGGCCUUCAGAAGCCGAGCAGGGCUGCGGAGCCACGCUCGCGUCCACACCUCCAGAAGCCCUGUUGACCUUGCAGGCCAGCAGCUGCCCGCUCGGGACUAUCAGUGUGGCGUGUGCGGCAAGAGCUUCGGUAAGAGCUCAACGUUGACGCGACACUUGCAAACACACUCCGGCGAGAAGCCUUUCAAGUGCCCAGAGUGUGGCAAAGGCUUCUUGGAGAGUGCCACGCUGGUGCGGCACCAGCGUACACACACGGGUGAAAAGCCGUACGUGUGCAAUGACUGUGGGCGCUGCUUCAGUGAGAGUUCCACUUUGCUGCGCCAUCGGCGUAGCCACCAGGGUGAACGGCCACACGCGUGCGGCACAUGCGGCAAAGGCUUUGGGCAGCGCUCAGACUUAGUGGUCCAUCAACGUAUCCACACGGGGGAGAAGCCUUUUCCUUGUCCUGAGUGCGGCCGCCGCUUCAGCGACCGCUCAGACCUUACCAAGCACCGGCGUACGCACACCGGCGAGAAGCCCUACCGCUGUGAGCAGUGUGGCAAGCGCUUCACGUGUGUGUCCAAUCUCAAUGUGCACCGGCGCAACCAUGCCGGCUACAAGCCCCACAAGUGCCCUGAGUGUGGCAAGGCCUUUAGUGUGGGUUCCAAGCUGGCGCUGCACCGCAAGACACACCUAGGGGAACGACCAGCUGAGUGUGCUGAGUGUGGCAAGUGCUUUAGCCACAGCCGCUCACUGUCACAGCACCAGCGCGCCCACACACGUGCCCGCGCUGCUGCAACUAAGACCACCUCAGAUGUUAGCUCCACAGGUGCUCCCCUUAUUUUUACAAGGGAGUCUGGACAGUAA
This is a messenger RNA of Chrysochloris asiatica (Cape golden mole), 1353 nucleotides long. It is a transcript of the gene ZNF672, whose product is annotated as zinc finger protein 672. The record is from RefSeq and is a predicted model, not a curated record. The transcript has a single exon. Gene Ontology annotation, molecular function: RNA polymerase II cis-regulatory region sequence-specific DNA binding; DNA-binding transcription factor activity. Gene Ontology annotation, biological process: regulation of transcription by RNA polymerase II. Lineage: Eukaryota; Metazoa; Chordata; Mammalia; Afrosoricida; Chrysochloridae. The coding region runs from base 1 to 1353 and encodes 450 amino acids.